Molecule: messenger RNA, 1200 nt
Organism: Penicillium bovifimosum
Lineage: Eukaryota; Fungi; Ascomycota; Eurotiomycetes; Eurotiales; Aspergillaceae
Product: bromodomain-containing protein
Exons: 2
Coding region: 1-1200 (399 amino acids)
Biological process (GO): positive regulation of transcription by RNA polymerase II; chromatin remodeling
Cellular component (GO): histone acetyltransferase complex
Molecular function (GO): protein binding; histone H3 acetyltransferase activity
Source: RefSeq, a predicted model, not a curated record
AUGGACAAAGCAGGGUCGGACUCAUCUUCAGUCAACAGGGGGUGGAAGCGUCCAGCCUACGAAGCGGAAGAACCGAUCACUCCUGAUGCCAAGAGAACCAAAAGCCUUGAUCAUGCGUUGACACAACAGAUGCCAGCCCCGCCUGCAGUCUUAGAAGAACUAAAUGGUGAGAUUGAGUACCGAGUCGUCAACAAUGAUGGCUCCAGAGACAACGCGAUCAUUCUCACGGGUCUCAAAUGCCUGUUUCAAAGGCAACUUCCGGAAAUGCCGAAAGAAUACAUAACCCGUCUCGUCUAUGAUCGCUCCCACUUAUCUAUCGCUAUUGUCAAAAUGCCCUUGCAGGUCAUUGGCGGUAUAUCAUUCCGACAAUUCCGCCAGUUCGCUGAAGUCGUAUUUUGCGCCAUAUCCUCGGACCAGCAGGUGAAGGGAUACGGAGCGCAUCUCAUGGCCCACUUAAAGGACUAUGUCAGAGCUACAUCCGCAGUGAUGCACUUUCUAACUUAUGCCGACAACAAUGCCAUCGGAUAUUUCCAGAAACAGGGCUUUACCAAGGAUAUCACUCUCGAUAAAUCUAUCUGGAUGGGGUACAUCAAGGAUUACGAGGGAGGAACACUUAUGCAAUGCUCUAUGCUUCCCCGGAUACGGUACCUCGAAGCUGGUCGAAUGCUCCUUAAACAGAAGGAAUCUGUCCUCGCCAAGAUACGUACCUUUAGCAAGAAUCAUAUCAUCCAUCCACCCCCUCCGCAAUGGGCUGACGGCGUCAUUGUGUCAAUCGAUCCGCUCUCUAUUCUUGCUAUCAAGGCAACGGGCUGGACUCCGGCUAUGGACAAGUUAGCACGAGAGUCCUCCCACAGACCAGGACCACAUUUCAACGAGCUUCGACGUUUUUUGAAUCAAAUUCAAAACCACAGGCAUGCGUGGCCUUUCCUCGAACCAGUUAAUAGAGAAGCAGUGCCGCAUUAUUACGAGGCCAUUGAUUCGCCAAUUGAUCUGUCGACCAUAGAAGAGAGAUUGGAAAGUGAUCCUGGUCGUUAUGCUACCCCGAAGGACCUCGUCGGCGACCUCAGCUUGAUGUUCAGCAAUUGCCGGCAGUUCAAUGAUGCAAAAACGGUAUACUCCAGGUGUGCGAUCAAGCUGGAGAAGUAUAUGUGGAAACUCGUCGGGGAGAUUCCGGAAUGGUCUUACUUACUUCGAGAAUAA